Tuber aestivum (summer truffle) is the source of this 3372-nucleotide messenger RNA. The record is from the annotation of a GenBank genome assembly. NCBI's taxonomy places the organism in Eukaryota, Fungi, Ascomycota, Pezizomycetes, Pezizales, Tuberaceae.
AUUACUGUAGACUACAAUAUGCUGGUUUGUUGGAAUGUUUAGCGAAUUCUAGAUUACAUGUAUCGCUACGGGUAUGAUAUGAUACGGUACCAUCGUCAACAUCUCUCUCUCUCUCUCUCUCUCUCUCUCUCGUCGUCGUAGUUGAGCAUAUGGCGGGUCAGGUGGUCAAACUGAGUCUGUAACUCGCCGCAGCGGCCGUGGUGGAAUAGGGUACUGGUAGUCAUACUGGCACCAUUGCAAGGGAUCGUGGUGGAGGUCAGGAACCAAUGCUAUUCUUGUCAUGGACUUUCCACCUUUGUCCCCUUAUGCUAUGAUACCACCGUGUUCUUUCCGCCCCCUUGGCGCACCCCUCUCGCCACAAAGUGUAACCGCCAAAACCCAUUGUUACUUCUCGCUUACUAAUCAUCACCCUUUGCUGCGCUUUAAAUCCAUUGACAGAGGAAAAGUGUCCUCUACGACGACAGGUGGCUUUUUCUAGGGGGAGUCGACACUCUAUAAAGUUUCUCCUUCUCUCUCACGCUUCAACCAGCUCUCCUCCCCUUUUCCCCCUUCUCCUUCCCCACACAAAAACCCGUUUUCUCGCUCAUUUUUCUCCCCUCCUCCUACUUUCCCCUCAUCUCUCCUCUCCCCACCAACAAUCUGCAGACUGGUACUCUCGGAGAUAAUCAUCUACCAACUGCUACGACCUUUCGGCUUUUUUCUCCCUUUAUCCAAAGGUCGCCCCCUGAUGUUUGAAUCAAAGGGCAAGGGGGUCACUUGGACCACCGUGCUUUACUUGUUUUGCAUUUUCCUAGCUCCUCUCCUGUUUCUGUCCCCAGCGAGUGCUGCGGAGAAUGAGACUGACAACUUUGGAACUGUCAUUGGUAUCGAUUUGGGAACUACCUACUCGUAAGGUUCCCGUCCUUGUCCUAACCGGGCUAAUGGAUCCGGUCGAAUUGAACACUAAGCUUAUUGGAUGCAGAUGUGUCGGUGUUAUGAAGGGUGGUCGUGUUGAAAUCCUGGUCAAUGAUCAGGGAAACCGUAUUACUCCUUCCUACGUCGCUUUCACACCCGAUGAACGUCUUGUCGGUGAUGCCGCAAAGAAUCAAUAUGCCUCCAAUCCCACAAACACCAUCUUUGACAUCAAGUAAGCUGUCCUGCGUCCCGCCAUUCUUCGGGUUUGCUGACAAUCCCGCUCCAGGCGUCUCAUCGGACGUAAGUUCAGCGAGAAGGAUGUGCAGAGCGACAUGAAGCAUUUCCCCUUCAAGGUCAUCAACAAGAGUGGCCAGCCCGCUGUCCAGGUCAAGGUUGGUGGUGAGGAGAGAGAUUUCACUCCCGAGGAGAUCUCCGCCAUGGUUUUGGGCAAGAUGAAGGAGAUCGCCGAAGGCUACCUGAGUCAGAAGGUCACCCAUGCCGUCGUCACCGUCCCCGCUUACUUCAAUGAUGCCCAGCGUCAAGCUACCAAGGAUGCCGGUAUCAUUGCCGGUCUCAAUGUUCUCCGUAUCGUUAAUGAGCCCACUGCCGCCGCCAUCGCCUACGGAUUGGACAAGAAGGACGGUGAGCGUCAAAUUAUUGUCUACGAUCUCGGUGGUGGUACUUUCGAUGUUUCUCUCUUGUCCAUUGACCAGGGUGUUUUCGAGGUCUUGUCCACCGCUGGUGAUACCCAUCUCGGGGGAGAAGAUUUCGAUUACCGUGUCAUUAGCCAUUUCGCCAAGCUCUACAAUAAGAAGAACAACGUCGACAUCACCAAGGACUUGAAGACCAUGGGUAAGCUGAAGCGUGAGGUUGAAAAGGCCAAGCGUACACUUUCCUCCCAGAUGUCUGUCCGCGUUGAAAUUGAGGCCUUCCAUGACGGAAACGACUUCUCCGAGACCCUUACCCGGGCCAAGUUCGAGGAGCUCAACCUUGACUUGUUCAAGAAGACCCUCAAGCCAGUCGAGCAGGUCCUUAAGGAUGCCAAGGUCAAGAAGUCUGAGGUUGACGACAUUGUUCUUGUUGGUGGUUCUACCCGUAUCCCCAAGGUCCAGGCUCUUCUCGAGGAGUUCUUCGGUGGUAAGCAGGCUUCCAAGGGUAUCAAUCCCGAUGAAGCUGUUGCCUAUGGUGCCGCUGUCCAGGGUGGUGUCUUGUCUGGCGAGGAGGGUACUGAGGAUGUCGUUCUCAUGGACGUCAACCCGUUGACCCUUGGUAUCGAGACCACAGGUGGUGUCAUGACUAAACUCAUUCCCCGCAACACUGUCAUCCCUACCCGCAAGGCGCAGAUAUUCUCCACCGCCGCCGACAACCAGCCCGUCGUCUUGAUCCAGGUUUAUGAGGGAGAGCGUGCCAUGACCAAGGACAACAACUUAUUGGGAAAGUUCGAGCUUACCGGUAUCCCCCCAGCUCCUCGUGGCGUUCCUCAAAUUGAGGUCUCCUUUGAGUUGGAUGCCAACGGUAUUUUGAAGGUUUCCGCUGCCGACAAAGGCACUGGAAAGUCUGAGAGCAUCACCAUUACCAAUGAGCGUGGUCGUCUUUCCCAGGAUGAGAUUGACCGUAUGGUUUCUGAGGCCGAGAAGUUUGCCGAUGAGGACAAGGCCAAUCGUGAGCGCAUUGAGGCCAGAAAUGGACUUGAGAACUACUCUUUCACCAUCAAGAACCAAGCCAAUGACGAGGACGGUCUUGGUGGAAAGAUUACUGAGGAUGAGAAGGAGACUCUUCUCAACGCUGUCAAGGAGACCACUGACUGGCUUGACGAGAAUGGUAGCACUGCUACCACUGAAGACUUUGAUGAACAGAAGGAGAAGCUCAGCUCGGUUGCCUAUCCCAUCACUAGCAAAAGUGAGUUCUAUUAUUGAAUUUCUGGACAGACAUAAAAGCGGACACGAUGCUAACAUUAUUCUAGUGUACGAGGGUUCUAGUGGCUCUGGUGAUGACGAUUAUGUCCCUGACCAUGAGGAGCUAUAAUCGUGAUGAUUUGAGGUUCUUUGUUUUUUCCCCGGGUUUAUAUAAAAUUUCUUGCAGGCUGAGGAGGGGUUAGGCCCCGGUAGUGUUAGAUGGAGGAGCCCUGAUUCCUUGUCUUAUAUGUAAAAACAGUGGAUUUUCCUUAUGUUAAGGGGUUUGUUUGAAUACAUGUUUUAUGACUGGUUGAGCUUUCGCAGAUGGCGGGAGGUGAUUGUGACUAAGGCGGGUGUUGUAUCUGUGGUACUGUACUCGUACGGUACUCUACAGGUGCUACUUUCUCAUUAGUGCCGCCAUGUGGAUCACUGUUGGUUCACGCCAAGCUGGCCUCGGAAAGCCCGGGCCGUUUUAAGACGAGAUUAAGACCUUUACCGUACUUGUAUACCGUAUACUGUAAGCGGCACGGCGCUUGUAGGUUAGCGUGGGAAUGCUUUGGGAAAGUGCUCGUGUGCUCCGUUG